AUGGCGCGUCGAAAACAGGUUAACCCUUCUCGCAGUCGAGCAUCGCGCGCCGCUUGCACACCAUCCGAAGUCGUUGAAGUUCCACCGUUAGAUUUGGCAGUCUCCCACGUGCCUCCGGCACCUCUUUCCUCACCCACGCUUGUCGCUCCGCAAAUUGAAGGCAGACAGCGCAGACCUGACGGCGACGGUAGCGGCGGCAGCCAGCUAGCCGGCCAAUCCGAUGCCUGGCGUAUAAUAUGGGUCAAGCUAGGGGAUCCUGAAGGUGCUGAUGUGGCAAUACUGGGACCAUUCUCACCGUCGCAGCAUCCGAAUUGCACUCCCCUCCACGUUCUCAACCAGCAAAGCCGCAGCGGUUGCGCUUCCGCUGCUUCUAGCGGCGCCACACCUACCGUGACGCCCGGUAGUGUCAUACUCGAUAGCGACAUACCCGAUAGCGAAAUACUCGAUAGUGGCGAUCCGCUGGGUCGUCUAGCCGUGCUUCCUGCGUUCUUAGAGCGGCACGGAGGAGCGCGCGGGGAAGAGGGCGGCGUGGGCGCGGGCGAGGGGCGGGCGGGGCUGCAUGCGUGCCUGAGCGUGCGCGAGGGCCGUCGCACGGGUGGCGAGCCGUGUGGGCGCGCGCAGGUGCUGCGGGUGCGCGCGGAGGACGUGGUGCUUCACGUGGUGCGCGCAGAGGAGGGCACAGGGGAGCGCGCAGGGGGAAGGGAGGGGGAAAGGGAUGGAGAGGCGGAAAAAGGGAGGGGAGGGGAAGGGGUUGGGGGUGAGGAUAGGGAGAAGUGCGAGGUGUGGGAGGAGGAGGAGAAAGGGGAGAGGGAACGAGGGGAGGCGGAGGGAAGGGAGGGGGAGAGAGGGCGGAGGGCGGAGAUAGUAGUGUCUGUGAGGGCGAGUGAAGUGAGGCAGCUGCAGCACCCACGUGCCUUGCACGCGCUGCUGUACCUCGCAGAGAGGCACCUCGUUACUGUCACACCCUACCUCGCUGCUACAGGUCACAGCAAUACAGCAGCGGAAGCAGGUGCGGCAGAAGCACGCCCAGCAGCGGAAGCAGGUGCAGGGCCAUGUGAAUCACAUGUGUGUCUGUGUGGGUGCGUGUGGGUGGCGGUAGGCAUCCCCUGCAGCCUAGCCCCCACUCUACCCCUACCGGAUGUGCGCGCCCCUCUGCUCUCCCCGCUGCUCAACUCUCCUGGACAUGAUGCUCAUGACGUGGCUACUGCUGACGUGGCUACUGCUGAAGUGGCUAAUACUGACGUGGCUGUUGAUCUAGGUGGAGAAGAUGGGGUCAAGGAGAAGAGCGAACGGGAGAAAGGGAAGGGGAAGAGUGACGAGGGAAGCAACACAGGCGUGACAGUGGAUGGUGGCAGGGGAGGUGGCGGCGAUGCCUCUGGCUGUGCCUCUGCUUCUGCGGCUGCUAGUGGCGAUGAGGCUGGUGCAGCGGAGGCGCAAGGGGGAGUGCAUGGCAGCGUAUAUGGCAGGGGGUAUGGCAGGGUGCUUGUGGGCAGCUGCUUUGACCUUGCUCAGCUGUACGCUGCUGUGCAUCCCAGCAGGAACCUUCCACCACUUGCCACGUGUCCUGCCGGCCUGCUGCCUUCGCUGAGGCUGUACCAGAGCCGGGCCGUGGCGUGGAUGGUGCAGCGCGAGCAGGGCGCUCAGGGGGGAUGUGGGGAAGGCAAGACAGGGAGACAUGUGGGCGGUGGGGAGGGGGAUGCGGUGCUAGGGGAGCAGCAUGGAGGGUGGAGCCAUGCGGAGCAGCAGCAGCAGCAGCAGCAGCAGCAGCAGCAGCAGCAGCAGCAGCAGCAGCAGCAGCAGCAGCAGGGGUGGGGAGUGGCGGAGCAGCACCCGUUGUGGCGGCGGGUGACAGCAGGCAGCGCCACUGACCCCUUGUCGCAGCCGACUCACACCAGCACCGCCCCUGGCGCCACUCUCCUCUACAACCCCUUCCUAGGCACAUUCGUCCGUCUUCCCCCCUCCGCCUCAUGUGCAAGGGCUGGGAGGCAGCCGCAGGGGGAAGAGGCAGUGGGGCAUGGGGGGAAGAGGGAAAGCGGGGAGAUGCAGCGAAGUGGCUCCUCAUUGGGUCCAGGUCUGGUGAGCCAAGGUCUGGCGAGUGCAGGUUGGGGGAGUGGUGUGUGCGGGUGGGUGGGUGAAGUGGCGGGGGCAGUGAGAGGCGGCAUUGUGGCGGAGGAGAUGGGGCUGGGGAAGACCGUUGAGGUGCUUGCUUGCAUCCUCGCCCACCGCUGGAGGGGCGGUGGGGGUGAGGGAGAGGGGGAGGAGGCGGAGGAAAUUGUGUUGCAGGGAGAGCAGGUGACAAGAGGAAAGCGUAGGAGGGGGGAGGUAGAGGAUGAGGGGGUAAUGGGGAAGAGGAGGGGAGUGCUGAGAGGUGAGGAGCGGUCGGUGGAGAGGAGAGGAGAUUGGGCAUGUGGGGAGAAAGCGGAGGGGCUGGAAGGGUGGGAGAGUGUGGUGGUCGAGAGGGGAUGGCAGGAGAUGGCAGGUGGAGUGGCGGAGGAGAGGAUGGGGAUGGCAAGAGGCGGGUGGAUGGAGAGAGCAGUGAGGGAAAGGGCGGCGCGGGCAGCAAAGGGAAAUGCGGGGAUGGCAGCAGAUGGAGGGAUGGAGAGAGAUUGUGUGCAGGAGGCAGGCAAGCAGCGCAAGGGAGUGGAGGAGGGCAGGUGGGGAAGAGAGAGGAGGGGUGGGUGGCGUGAGGGGGAGUCGGAGGCGGUGAGGGAGGAGGUGCCUGCAGUGACUCUUGAUGACCUGGCAGCUGCUGACAUUGUGCUGACGUCAUAUGACACGCUGCGUGGCGAUAUCUGGCACGAUGUGGGUGGGCAGGGACACGUGGCAACACGGCAGCUGAGAUAUGAGAAGAGGUGCGUGGCAGGGGUGUGUGUGAUGCUGGCUGCGGUGGUGGCGGGUGUGUGUGGACGCAGCGCAGCAGGUGAAUGGGGGAGCCUCCAACGCCGCCAGAAUGGGGGCCUGCCUGCCCGCCCUCCCUCACCUGCUUGCUGUCCCACCCCUUCCUCUAGGUACCAAAUCCGCCCCACACCACUAACGCGUCUGCAGUGGUGGAGGGUGUGUCUGGACGAGGCGCAGCUGGUGGAGGGGGGGGCGUCCAACGCGGUCCUCAUGGCGGCCCGCCUGCCAGCGCGCCUCCGCUGGUGCGUCUCCGGCACGCCGCUGCACCGCGGCCUCCCUGACCUCCUCGGCCUGCUCCGGUUCCUCCGAGCCUCGCCGUUUGACGGGCCUCACUGGUGGCGGCAUUUUUUCCAGCUGCCUAUCCAGUUCAACUGUGAUGCCAAGUUCAACUGUGAUGCCAAGUUCAACUGUGAUGCCAAGUUCAACUGUGAUGCCAAGUUCAACUGUGCUGCCAAGUUCAACUGUGAUGCCAAGUUCAACUGUGAUGCCAAGUUCAACUGUGAUGCCAAGUUCAACUGUGAUGCCAAGUUCAACUGUGCUGCCAAGUUCAACUGUGAUGCCAAGUUCAACUGUGCUGCCAAGUUCAACUGUGAUGCCAAGUUCAACUGUGAUGCCAAGUUCAACUGUGCCUUGUGCUCUGCCCCACUGGUUCGUUCGCCCUUGCCCUCUCUCGUCUCGACUCCUCCCUCUUUAACUCCCCCCCUCAUAUCUCUCCAACGCCUCCCCCCCUCCGCCGCCUCCCCCUCUUUGGCAAUGCCACGUCAGAAUGGAUGCUUGGCAGCAUGGCACGCGCUCCUGGCCCUCAUGUCGAGGCUGAUGUGGCGCCAUCACAGGGCCGACGUGGCAGACGAGCUGGCGCUGCCACCUCAGCGGCAGCUGCUGACAGUGCUGCGGUUCAGCGCCAUAGAGGCGCACUUCUACCGCCAGCAGCACGCCAAGUGCGCCCAGCGUGCCACCAGCAUGCUGCGCUCCGUGACACGCGGGGGCCGGAGAGGGGGAGGGAGGAGAAGCGGAGGAGGAGUUGGAGACGGAGUGGGAUUAGAUGGGAGAGGUGAUGGGGAUGGGGAUGCAGAGGCGGAGGGGGAGCAGCAAUGGCAGGGAGGGGGCAGAGAGUGGCAGCAGCAGCAGGAGCAGCUGGUGCUGGGGGCACGGUCAUUAGCGGGUGCAUGUCGGGGCGACAUGGAGCGGUUCCUGGCGUCGCUGCUGCUGCUGCGCCACGCCUGCUGCCACCCUCAGAUCGGCUCGGGUGGGCUCAGACCGCUGGGAUCACAGGGCCGCCCCAUGCACAUGGGCGAGGUGCUGCAGGUGAGAUGCGUGGUGCAGGUGAGAUGCGUGGUGCAGGUGAGAUGCGUGGUCCAGGUGCUGUUGGAGAAGGCGCGGGUGGAGGCGGAGGAAGCCCAGCGUCUCCUCAUCUCCGCCCUCAACGGCCUCGCUGCCCUCGCCGCCAUCCACGCCCCCGCCCUCCCCCUCCACCUCUCCUCACGCCCCACCCCUUCCUCCUCCUCUCACUCUCCCCUCCUCAUUGACAAGAGUGUUGAGCAGUGGCGCGCGGGGGCGGUGCAGGCGGUGGGCAUUUACCGUGACGUACUGCGCCUCAUGGAUGGCCAUGGGCCCGCCCAUGUUGAGACAGCGAGGGGAUGGGAUGGGGAUGGAGAUGGGGAUGGGGAUGGGGAUGGGGACGGAGAUGGGGUUGGGGAUGGGGAUGGGGAUGGGGAUGGGGUUGGGGAUGGGGAUGGGGAUGGGGAUGGGGAUGGGGAUGGGGAUGGGGAUGGGGAUGGGGUUGGGGAUGGGGUUGGGGAUGGGGAUGGGGAUGGGGAUGGGGUUGGGGAUGGGGAUGGGGAUGGGGAUGGGGAUGGGGAUGGGGAUGGGGAUGGGGAUGGGGAUGGGGAUGGGGAUGGGGUUGGGGAUGGGGAUGGGGAUGGGGAUGGGGAUGGGGAUGGGGUUGGGGAUGGGGAUGGGGAUGGGGAUGGGGAUGGGGAUGGGGAUGGGGAGGAAGGCAGAGAGAAGGGGUUGUGUGUGGGUGGCCCCCUCCCACAAGGCGGUGUGCUGCGCACAGACCCCCUGCAGCGCCUGCACGUGCUGCACAACCUGCAUGACCUGCUCGCCCUGUUGCACGCCACCAGGGAUGGAGAAGGGACGGGAGAGGGUGGGCAGGGGUGCAGUGCGGUGGGGCCUGGUCGUGAUGGAGCAGGGUUGGGUGUGGCGCGGACACUGAGGGACGAGCGGCUGGAGGCGGAGAGCAGCGAGGUGAAGGAACGCUACCUGGCGCCCGUGAGGGCCCGUGCUGCUGCUGCUCACAGGGCCUUCGAGGAGACACACUCUCAGGUGGGUUGGAUUGGGUGA
This is a messenger RNA of Closterium sp. NIES-65, 5241 nucleotides long. NCBI's taxonomy places the organism in Eukaryota, Viridiplantae, Streptophyta, Zygnematophyceae, Desmidiales, Closteriaceae. The record is from the annotation of a GenBank genome assembly.